AUGAAGGCGGCGCGGUGGAUGGGCACACGAGAAGUCGAAAUUGGAGUCGUUCCCAAGCCAACCAUCACGGACCCAAGCGACGCCAUUGUGCAAAUCACCCAUUGUACCAUCUGCGGAUCUGAUUUGCACUUAUACGAGGGAGACCUCAACGACGCGAUGCAAAAAGGCGACAUCCUGGGACAGGAAGCCAUCGGAUUCGUAGAAGAGGUAGGCCCGAGAGUCAAGUCCCUGAAGCCGGGAGAUCGAGUCAUCAUCUUGCCUAUCAUUGCAUGUGGCAGCUGCGAUUAUUGUCAGCGCCAGCAAUACUCUCUGUGCGAUGUCACAAAUCCCAGCAAGGAAAUGGAAACCUUAUAUGGCCACCGGCUGUCCGGGAUCCUGGGCUACAGCCGGCUCUGUGGUGGGUACCCCGGAAAUCAAGCAGAGUAUUGUCGAGUGCCAAACGCGGAUCUUUCGUGCGUCAAGGCACCGCGAGACAUCGACCCCCGCAAACUCCUUGGUUUGACAAAUGUCGUCACCACUGCCUGGCAUGCGCUAGAACUGGCCGAGGUGCAGGCCGGCGAUAUCAUCGGUGUCUGGGGCUGUGGGCCGGUGGGCCUCUCGGUUCAAAGGCUGGCCAAGCUCCGGGGUGCCAAGAAGAUCUAUGGACUAGACAAGGACCCGCAGCGGUUGCGGCUCGCCGAGGAAUUCGGCAUGACUCCCGUUGACGUGGGUGCGAACCCCGAGAUAGGCGAUUACAUCCUGUCGAUUCAGCCAGGUGGGCUCGAUCGAGCCAUCGAAGCCAGUGGAUUCCGCAGCACGCAGAAGCCGCCGCACGCUGCGAUGCGAGCGAUCGGUCUAGAGCGGGACAGUAGCGAUACGGUAGCGGCCAUCAUCAAGGCAACGCGCAAGGGUGGCAAUGUUGCGCUUAUUGGUGACUUCUUCUACACGACCCACGAUUUCCCAAUCGGACCCAUGAUGCAGAAGGCAUUGACGAUUCGCGGUGGUCAGGCAUGGCCUCAGAAGUAUCACCCGUUUCUACUGGAUCUCGUAGUGCAAGGCAAGCUGGACCCAUCUUGGAUGUUCACGUACGAGGACGAGUUCGAGAAUAUCGCAGACCACUAUCGCAAAUUCGCCCAACAUGAGGUCCCGGGGGGGUUGAAGGUGUGUUUGGUGACAGCGUUUGGGCGUAGCGAGCGGAUGGAGGCGAGUAGUGACAUGGGCAUCAUUCGCGAGGACGGAGGAUUCGUGACGCUGUAG
Penicillium alfredii is the source of this 1236-nucleotide messenger RNA. RefSeq names its product putative formaldehyde dehydrogenase. The record is from RefSeq and is a predicted model, not a curated record. The transcript is spliced from 2 exons. Bases 1 to 1236 code for a protein of 411 amino acids. NCBI's taxonomy places the organism in Eukaryota, Fungi, Ascomycota, Eurotiomycetes, Eurotiales, Aspergillaceae.